GUUGAGAACCAUCUUGUUUUCCACGCAGAUCUGGAGGGGCAGCACGCGUGCCGGGAGCGUCCCCUCCUCCUUUUCGGGGCCGCCGCAGGCUCAGUGAGCCGUUUUUUCCCUCUGGCCGGCAGGCUGGGCGCGCAGGGACGCGGGCCCCCGCUGGGCGCGCAGCGGCACCAUGGGCACGGUGCUGUCCCUGUCCCCCAGCUACCGGAAGGCCACGCUGUUUGAGGAUGGCGCGGCCACGGUGGGCCACUACACGGCCGUGCAGAACAGCAAGAACGCCAAGGACAAGAACCUGAAGCGGCACUCCAUCAUUUCCGUGCUGCCUUGGAAGAGGAUUGUGGCCGUGUCAGCCAAGAAGAAGAACUCCAAGAAGGUGCAGCCCAACAGCAGCUACCAGAACAACAUCACGCACCUCAACAAUGAGAACCUGAAGAAGUCGCUGUCCUGCGCCAACCUGUCCACAUUCGCCCAGCCCCCACCGGCCCAGCCGCCCGCACCCCCGGCCAACCAGCUCUCAGGCUCCCAGACCGGGGUCUCCUCCUCUGUCAAGAAGGCCCCGCACCCCUCCGUCACUUCCGCAGGGACGCCCAAACGGGUCAUCGUCCAGGCAUCCACCAGCGAGCUGCUGCGCUGCCUGGGCGAAUUUCUCUGCCGCCGGUGCUACCGCCUGAAGCACCUGUCCCCAACGGACCCCGUGCUUUGGCUGCGCAGUGUGGACCGCUCCCUGCUUCUGCAGGGCUGGCAGGACCAGGGCUUCAUCACGCCGGCCAACGUGGUCUUCCUCUAUAUGCUCUGCAGGGAUGUUAUCUCGUCUGAGGUGGGUUCAGACCAUGAGCUCCAGGCCGUCCUGCUGACCUGCCUGUACCUCUCCUAUUCCUACAUGGGCAACGAAAUCUCCUACCCGCUCAAGCCCUUCCUGGUGGAGAGCUGCAAGGAGGCCUUUUGGGACCGUUGCCUCUCUGUCAUCAACCUCAUGAGCUCCAAGAUGCUGCAGAUCAAUGCUGACCCACACUAUUUCACACAGGUGUUCUCCGACCUGAAGAAUGAGAGCGGCCAGGAGGACAAGAAGAGGCUCCUUCUAGGGCUUGAUCGGUGAGCCCUGUAGCCCUGGUCAUGGCUCAAGGAUUCAUUUUUAAAAAUUUAUUAUUAAAUCAGAGUUUUGUGUACAGUAUGUGUCUAGCAAAGCCACCAAGGGCCUCCCCCUUCCCAUGUUCUCUCCUUGGGAUUUUUUUCAGCCCUGUGAAGAAUUCUGGAGACUUGAACUCUCAAAUCUUGUGCAAACCCAGAUGUACUCGAAGCCACCCAGGCUGACCUCCCCCUUUGGGGAACCCAAGGGGCUGACUAGCCCCUGCUGCCUGUGCCCUUGCUGGAUCCAUGGUGGGUGAGGCUGCCCACUGCUCCCUGGAUGGGAGCUGGUGAGGGGGUCUCUGGCUGCGGGCCCAGGGAGGAAUUGGGAUUUCUGGUCAGAGGUCCAACAGUUUUGGAUGGUUCAUUCUCCCAGAGGCUCCUCAAGCCAGCUACCCUGACUGAGCCUCAAAGACAAGGGUUUUGAAGCAAGAUCCCUAUAGCCCUGGGACAUCUUCAGUAGAGGAGGGGCAAAGUGGGUCUCGUGCAAUGAUUGUGUCCAGUGGUUUGCCUGCGCACGGCCCUGGUUUGCGUUUUCUUUUUUAGGGAGAAGGGCUUUCCUUUAGUGGAGAAGUGGAACUUGCCCCUCUGCCCCUUGCCCACUACUCCCAGCUCCCACAUUAGGGUUGGCUAAUGAGCUUGUUUUCCUCAUUAGGUUCUUAUUUUGGGUCCCAGCUGAAGGGGUGGGGUGAAACUGGGGACAGCUACUUUCCUGGGUGAAUUUUUCAUUUGAAUAACACAGCUUAGUCACCCUGUGGUGAAAGCCAGGACAGUGGCAGCUGCCCAUUAGCAACAGCCUGUCUUCUGGGCAGGUGGAGAAGUCCACACCUGAGACCAAGCUGGUGCCCACCUAAGUGCUAAGGCCUCUUGCUGGUGCACAUGACAUUUGUCCUGCCGAGUCGGGGGAGGUGAGAUCAGCAGUAGGGGUGAUGUGAUAAUGGUGUAUCCCACCCCCACCCCGUGUUAAUUUAAAGCUGUUUCCAAGCAGUUCACUUUCUUCUGGAGAGGAAGCCUUGCUCUGUAAGGCCCAGUGAGACAGCUGGAUCUUGGAGAUAAUUACAAGAUGGGAGUUUGACUCCUGAUUGCUUUGGAAGCUUGGUGAUUCUGUAGCUGAUUACUUGCAGCUGCUAGUUUUGGUGUCCACCUUACCCCAGUUCUAUGAAAACACAUGUUAUGUACUUUAUCUGUUUUCUUUCUAAUUCUCCCAGACUGGUGGCUUGGGAGAGGUCCACGAAAAGGAAGCAAGUCUUCCUGUGUGGCCCCCACUCUUCCUUUGGGGAACAAAUAGCAGUGUGAAGAUGCUGUAGAGGAUUCUCUCUUCCAGUCCUGGUCACCAGGGAGUGCUGGAAUUGGGGGCUGGGGUGGGGGAGGCAGAGGUCAUUUUACAUAGGAUUAGGUUCUAGGUGGCUGCCGACUUCUGCACAAGCACUACUGAAAUUCACAUUAAAAAAAAAGAAAGCUGUGAAAUUGAGGUACCAAUUUAAGAGGCCUGGAGCAGAGCCUUUUGGUCUGAGGCUUUCCCAGAGAUGGGGAAGAGGGCCUGCCCUGCUGGAGAGCCUUUCUCCAGCUACUCCUUGAGGCCCACACUGAGCCAGUUCCUGGGACUGUGAGAUAAUCGGAUGCAGAGCUGGAAGGCACCUGCGGCUGCUGGCACAGACUUCACCACAGCCUCUCUUCUCUGCUGGUUUUCAUGCAGCCUGUCUUUACAUCCUGCUGCCACUCGUGACCCAAGGUGGGAGGCCUGUGGGGGCAGCUGGCCCCUUCGGGCACAGAAGAGGAGCUUCAGGUGCCUAGUCUCAGCAGGAGGGUGCAUGUUUGUAGUCCAUACAGCUGGCUGAACCUGGCCUAGAACUGUGCCAUUAAGUUGCAUCCACAGGAUUCCGGUUUUUUAUCUGUUUCCUUCUCUCUCUGUAAAUUUUUUUUUUGUUGUUGUUGUUUUUUGUUUUUGUUUUUGGAGGAGGUACACAUUUCAGGAGAUGUUGUGGACUAAGAAAACAACUCUAGUUCCACCAAUGUGAAGCCUGUGUGUUCUCUUCUCUUCCCUUGCACUGGUCAUCAGUAUUGUAAAGGAGCAACUGAUAUACUUGAGUGUGCAAGCAAUGAACCCAUUUGACAUGCUGCUAUGAAGACUACUUUUAGAACAACAACAAAAAACUAACCUACAAAAAAAAAAAAACCUUUAUUCUUUAAUUGUUGCUUUUACAGUGAUAUUGUGCAUGCAAACCAGGAGCAUUUUGUGUCUUAAGAAAAAUAAUCUUAGAACAGAUGGCUGUGAAAAUUACACCCAUGCACAGAACAAGCCACAGGAAUAAUAGUUCAGGAUUUGGUUUUUCUCUUUUUCUUGUAAACCCGAGGGUUGAUAUAUUCUUUCCAUGCAGUUACUAGAAUUUAGUUUUGUUCCAACAGUUGUUAAACUUGCAAUGAAAAGAAAAUGUGCCAUUUUUUUUCCUCUCAGAACUAUUCAUAGCUGUAUAUUUGAAACUGCUAAUUAUACAUGUGUGAUAUAUGUUGGUUUUUUAGUGCAAUUUAUUCUGUAGCUAUUCUUUGACCAAACUGUGGGUAUUGUUAAUAUUAAUUUAUAUUUGUCUCAUUUUGUAUGUAUGUGUAGUGUGUGAGUAUGUGUGGUUUAUAAUCUGACAGUCAUGAAGCUCAGUUUGGCUGUAAUUUAAUUCCCCUUUCCUUAUUUUUAUUUAUUUUUGUACUGUGCUGAUUCAAUAAAAUGCACUGACCAUCCAUUA
Molecule: messenger RNA, 3860 nt
Organism: Ictidomys tridecemlineatus (thirteen-lined ground squirrel)
Lineage: Eukaryota; Metazoa; Chordata; Mammalia; Rodentia; Sciuridae
Gene: Cdk5r1
Product: cyclin dependent kinase 5 regulatory subunit 1
Biological process (GO): axon guidance; brain development
Cellular component (GO): growth cone; protein kinase 5 complex; cytoplasm
Molecular function (GO): cyclin-dependent protein serine/threonine kinase activator activity; protein kinase binding
Source: RefSeq, a predicted model, not a curated record